CUUACUGUUGAAUCCCGGUUCCUUGAGCAUCAUCUCAUCUCAUCUCUCUCGCCCUCUUCCUCUUCCUCCUCCUCUUUUCCUUUCUCUCUUUCUCCCACACUCUUUUCUUCUCCCUUCCCUCUUCCAAAUAUUCCCACUUCUUCUCUCUCUUUUCCCAUCACUUUCUUUACUACCACUGUCUCGGAUCUGUUUCUCAGAACCCCAGCCCUUCUGCCAUGGGCGUUGGUGGUCAAGCUCCGUUUGCCUUUGUCCUUGCAAUCUGCUCUCCACUCGCUCUUCUGUUCUCUCGUGCUUGAUCUGAUGGAGUGUUUGGACUCGUCGGAUCAUUCUGUUGGCCACUGACCUGCAGCUUCCACGCUGCUGUCCGUCCUUGUUCCGGACCUCCAAACACCCACCCCAAUUUCGAAACCCCCGACAUUCAGACACUGUCUUGCCUCUUUCACGCCCCAGGGAUUUGUCCCUCCUCAUUGUCCCCCAUCCGCCAUGCCGGCCAUGGACAUUCCCGAGACCGGGCUGUCUCUCUGCAGAGACGGCCCCGGGAACGAUCCUACGGUCAAACCAACCCAGAUCAUGCGUCUGAACCUUGCCCAGAGCACCCUCGACGACAUCAUACAAAGCCUCCGCCACGACCAGUCCGCUCGAAUCCGUCUGGGAAAACACCAAACCCUCUAUUACGGUUCCAAAUCUCAAUCCUUCCGCUCCUCCCCGUCGACGCACCGAUCCGAGGUCUACUGCGGGAGCUCCGCUGACAAAGAGAACCUAUACUUCACGGGGGUCCUGAGCCACAGCUUGGAGGUGCAAAAGGCCAAGGAGGCCACCGCGGCCACGGACCAGGCCUUGGCCAAUCUCGAGCAGAGCUUGAAUGCCUUUGAAAGAGGGAAGGAAUCGAAGAAAACACACAUUAUCACAAGCGUGGAGGAGCUGAGGGCCCUAAAGACGGGUGACAGCCGGUCCAGUACCGGCCGCCAGGCCGCUCUCUUGGCCCGCAUGCCCUCAACCAAGGUGGAAUUGGAGAAAGAUCGGCUUCUGAAAACCAACGUCAAUCGUUCUUUGCCCUCGAGCCCGGCACUGGGCGGAAGCCGGUCCCCUGCCUCCGUCCCUCCCCUGACAUCUACCUCCGCCCCGGCCUCCCAGAACAAAGACCGACUCCGCCUCGACGCCCUCCGAGUACCCUUCAUACACCUCCUUGCCGUCCGAGCUGUCUCGGCCAAGUUCCUCUCACGACAGACCCGCUCCUCCCUCGAAGACUGCACCACGUUGGCCCGCAAAUAUGGCACCGAGAACCGCAUCAACCCGGAGAAGUUUGAUCUGAGGGAUAAAAUAUACAGGGAAUUGGACGUAUGGGGUUUUCCCUAUCCGUCUCAGGAAGACCGGCAGGAGGCUAUCGAGAAUGCUAUCUCGGCGUUUGAUCGGAUGCGAAUCUCUCGCUCCGACAAGCUGUGGCAGACUCUCCUUCCCAAGGAGGAGCGUGGCAAGGGCAAAUGCUUGUCGCGCCUCGACUUGCGGACGGGCCCCAUCAAGAAACCUCUUACUCCGCGCAUACAAGUGCAAAGCCCCGAUGGCGCCGGUAAAGAUGGGUACGGAACCGGCCACGAGACGGACCGAGCCAGCAGGAAUGGCUUGACUCCCCAGGCGGGCGAACCCACGUCGGCCCCCAAGUCCACCGUGACUACGCAGAAGAAAAAAGCAGCCGAGAAAGAUAUCUCUAAGAAGCCCCCUGCGAAGCCCAAGGCUGCAACCAACAGUACAUUGACUGGGCGUGUGACGAAGAAGGCCGAGCGGAAGCCUACGGCCAAGCCGGAUGGGAAGUUCAAGUCGUCGGAAUAUGUCCAGGAUUCGGACGAAGACGACAUGGACAUGCCUGAUGCCCCGGUUCCAGAGAAGCCAAAACCCCAGAAGGCAGCACCGCCGGCCAAACCGGCUAGCAAGCAGCCCAAGCCGUCCGCCCCUCGUGAAACCUCCCAUGCACCCACGCCCAAAGUGGAUCCCCCUCGGAAUCCGCCCGCGAAGGUCGAGGCAUCUUCGCACGCCCCUCCGAAGCCAUUGGCCUCCAAGAAGCUCCCGUCGUCCCAACCGGCCCACCCGAAGUCUCCGCAGAAACCGUCCUCGGUCGUUUCAUCCCCACGGACCAACAAUUCCUCCGACACCCAGAACCGCAGCCGUUCUUCGAGCCAGAACAACUCGUCGAGCUCUUCGUCUUCUCCGCUCAUCACACAGCUGGCGAAGCCGAGUCGAGCUUCGGCUGUGGGUCCGGUGUCCCGGAAACCGAUCAAACCGAAUGGGAUCGUCAAAUCGACGGAGAUCGCCAACCCUCUUAAACGUAAAGCGGAAUUGGAGCGGACUUCGAUAACUCCACAGUUGGCGGGGCGCACCACGGGAGACCUGGAGCACAAACGGCGCCGGGCGGUUAGCACCUCCAGCGGCAGCACGGGGAGUGCGUCGCCGCCUCUCAGCCGCGAGAUUCUCCGCCAGCAGUUGCGCGAGAAAUCGCAGAAGUUCAAGCAGUACUACGCCAAAUAUCGCACGUUACACGGUGCACUGGCAUCGCAGGCCGAUCCGCCUCGGGCGGACCUGGACCGGCUCCAACGACAGCACACCCGGUUGCAGCGGAUGAAGAAGGAGAUUUGGGACGAGGAUCGACGGCUCCGUGAUGGGCUGUGAUUUCCACCAUGGUCGUCAGUCCACGGCAAUCCAUUGGGAGCCCGGAUGUUUACAGGACGGGUGUUCCACUUGCAUAUGGGAUGGUUGAUUUACGUUUUCUAGCAUGACGAAGCCGAGUGUGGACAUCGCUUCGAGGAGUUAGCGUUGCACAGCCUUAUUCUUUUUAUUAUCGUUUCUUUCUAUCAUUUCUUUUUGUUUUUUGACGAUUUCCCUUAUACCUUUCCUUUGUUCCCUCCAUCAGCCACAUGUUUUUGAUUCUUGGCAAUUUGCAUACAUUACCAUCGUUGUAUUGAUUAGUAGCCAUGGUUGCUUAUAAUUGGAUGUAUAGAGAAGUG
This is a messenger RNA of Aspergillus campestris IBT 28561, 2996 nucleotides long. RefSeq lists its product as uncharacterized. The transcript has a single exon. The record is from RefSeq and is a predicted model, not a curated record. NCBI's taxonomy places the organism in Eukaryota, Fungi, Ascomycota, Eurotiomycetes, Eurotiales, Aspergillaceae. The coding region runs from base 484 to 2661 and encodes 725 amino acids.